AACGCGUUUAUAGAACAUUCAAAUUCCAAAUUCGAAAAAUGUUUGCGUCCGGUAGUAGAACGAAAGAUGUCAUUGUCCCUUCAUCGACGACGCAUAGACCAUUAGCAUCAUCGACCAUAUUAACAAAAACAACCGCAACUACAUUGACACAGCGCCGCAUUAGCUCAACGGGUGGCGAAACGAUAAUUUCCGGCGCCACACUCACUGGACACCAAAGAUUGCCACAAAUGCGAUCAAAAUUCACCGAACGCAAGCCGACACCAGUUUCACGGACCGCUGUAGCGGUACGCACGCGCAGCCAAAUGCAAUCGGGCAACUCAAGCAAUAACACUCACCUAACUCCACGCGGCGAUGGCCGUAAAGUGAUGUCCGGUAUACCGACCAAUACAGCGGCGCGUGCCACCGCACGUCAGUUGCAACGGCAAGAGGCAGGAACAGCAGGAACGGCUGCAAAACAAAAUGAAGUCCACACUAAGAAGGAAGAGAAUAUGGAACAGCUUAAUCAUGCUGAAAUCGGUAUACAGACUAAUGAGCCGGAAAUACUUAAUCACGAUUUGAUCAUUGGUGACAUUAAAUUGCUGCCACCGAAGGCAAGCAUUAUCGCAGAAAUCGAACGACAGCAAAAUGAGACGCGCAAGAAGUUGCUACUGAAGGCGCAGCGUAAGUUUGAGGGUCACUCGGUGAAGCAGGAAGAGCAUUUGACUGAUUUGAAGGAGUUUCUCGAAAAGUCUGCAAUCACAAGACGUUCGCGCAAAUCAAAAGUAACCAUCGAAGUGGAUAAAAAACUCAUAAAAUCCAUGGAUGAAAUACUGAAUAAGAGUGUGCCAAAAACUGAAUCUAUAACAGAUAUUAAAGGGCGUAUCAAGAAAAAGGAACAAGAAUUGCUAACACUUUUCGACACUGUUGAAAAUUUGAAAGUGUGAUACAAUUAAAAUCAAUAAAAUAAACUUCCUGGUAGACGAGGUUCUUUAGUAAAUCGAAGUCUUAGGGCUGGAGGUUCUCUCUGUUAAGAAUCUGCGGUAAAUGGGAAAAAUAUUUAAUUUUGAUUUUAACAGGCAUCUUUGGCAUCCCCCGGAGAUAUUGAAGAGGGGGUUUUUUAGAAAAGACACAAGUCGAUUUUUUUUAAAUCAGCUUAAUGGACAUACAUAUGUACAUAUCGUCACCUUAAUUCACAAAGGCCCUAAGCAACAUUUUUUUUAUUUUGCAGGAGAACUAUGAAACAUUAUAAAAUGAGUA
Molecule: messenger RNA, 1236 nt
Organism: Rhagoletis zephyria (snowberry fruit fly)
Lineage: Eukaryota; Metazoa; Arthropoda; Insecta; Diptera; Tephritidae
Source: RefSeq, a predicted model, not a curated record